Molecule: messenger RNA, 1044 nt
Organism: Penicillium brevicompactum
Lineage: Eukaryota; Fungi; Ascomycota; Eurotiomycetes; Eurotiales; Aspergillaceae
Product: alpha/beta hydrolase
Exons: 1
Coding region: 1-1044 (347 amino acids)
Source: RefSeq, a predicted model, not a curated record
AUGAAGAUCGUGAACAACAUCGCUGUGAUUGGCAUGGCAAUGGCUUGUGUCAAGUCAGCCAUAGCUCAAAAUCUGUCAUACGGAGCGGACAAUUUCUAUCGCAGUGCCAAUGUGACGAAAAACUCAAUCACCUUCCCAAGUCAAUACCAUACAGCGAUCACGGGUAACCUCUUUAUCCCCAACAACAUCGACCGCAAUGCUGCUGCCCCAGCACUUGUCGUCGGCCACCCGAUGGGUGCAGUGAAGGAGCAGAGUGCAAACCUAUACGCCACAAAGCUGGCCGAGCAAGGCUUCGUUACGGUUUCCCUUGACCUGCCAUUUUGGGGCGGCAGCCAGGGUCGACCGCGUAAUGCCGUGUCAGCCGAACUAUACGCAGAGGCAUUCAGUGCAGCAAUCGACUAUCUCGGCUCGCAGAACUUGACAUCGGUGGACCGUGAACGAAUCGGCGGUCUCGGAAUCUGUGGCAGUGGCUCCUUCAUCAUCAGCGCCGCGAAGCUUGAUCCACGCAUCAAGGCCAUCGCAACAUCAUCCAUGUACAACAUGGGCGCCGCGAGCAGAGAUGGACUACAGAAGUCACAGGACCUUGCUGAGCGCAAGGAAAUUAUCGCCAUGGCGGCUCAGCAGCGUUGGAUUGAAGUCGAUGGUGGUAGAACCGAAUACACAGGUGGCACCCCGAACAGACUCACUGUCAAUUCAACCGCCGUGGAGCGUGAGUUCUACGACUACUAUCGUACCUCGCGCGGUGAAGUCACGCCUCGGGGCACAACUGCAAAUCUGACAACGCACCCGACGCUCUCGACCAAUACGAAGUUCAUGAACUUCUACCCCUUCAACGAUAUUGACAGCAUCUCGCCGCGUCCGAUGCUUUUCAUCUCUGGUGACCAGGCACACUCACGCGAGUUUAGCGAAGAUGCCUACGCACGUGCGGGCGAGCCUAAGGAGCUUGUCUGGAUUCCUGGAGCUGGCCAUGUCGACCUUUAUGAUCGCACGGAGCUGAUUCCAUUCGCCAAGCUCACUCGAUUCUUCCAAGAGAAUCUCAGCUAG